Messenger RNA from Rubroshorea leprosula, 576 nucleotides. NCBI's taxonomy places the organism in Eukaryota, Viridiplantae, Streptophyta, Magnoliopsida, Malvales, Dipterocarpaceae. The record is from the annotation of a GenBank genome assembly.
AGUUGUUUCAUUUUGCCUGUUUUAGAUUGUUAAUAAGCUAGGUUGUAACAAUCACACUCUUUAAUUGUUUGGUCUUUCAAUGCAGACCUCCUAUGGAGCUAAGAAGUCUCACUGCUCCGACUAAUCUGGGAAGCAAAGCAAGAAACAAGACAAGCAGGGGAAAGUGCCCUCAAAGAGAAAAGCAUAGAGGAAUCUUUCCAAGGGUCGUCGGUACUCUGCAAUUAGCAGAAUCAGGGAACCCUUUCAUGGAGAGACAUCAAACUCAUAGCACCUUUGAACACUGAACGCUUAGAAAGACAAUCUGGGAAAGCAAGGCAAUAUCUUAUCAUUCUCAGAAAGAGUUGACUUUGGCAAAAGUUUCUGCUUCUUCCUAGCCGUCAUUCUUCACUAGAUUACAUACUUUCUUUUGGUUGGACAAUACUUCUAAUUCAUGUUCAUCUACAAUUUUUAAUGAGAAAUCCAAACUCCAAAGUAGGCUAUUUUCCUCCGGAUUUCCACCUUUCUUUGCUAGCUAGGAUGCAGUUUGAAACAGCUUUUGUAAAUAACCUCCUUUAGGAAUAUACAACAGAUUUCAGA